Molecule: messenger RNA, 2461 nt
Organism: Hemicordylus capensis (graceful crag lizard)
Lineage: Eukaryota; Metazoa; Chordata; Lepidosauria; Squamata; Cordylidae
Gene: FGF18
Product: fibroblast growth factor 18
Exons: 5
Coding region: 143-769 (208 amino acids)
Biological process (GO): cell differentiation; positive regulation of protein phosphorylation; positive regulation of gene expression
Cellular component (GO): cytoplasm
Molecular function (GO): type 2 fibroblast growth factor receptor binding; growth factor activity; type 1 fibroblast growth factor receptor binding
Source: RefSeq, a predicted model, not a curated record
UGAUCAGCGUGAAGCGGGAUCGCUGGAAACCGGCGGGGCUUUACAAACCAGGACCAUUCCCAUGGCAAGGCUGCGGUCGGGGAUUUGACUCCGUUCGCUGGAAGCCACUUGACCUCCCCCCGCCGCUCCUCCUCACUCAGCGAUGUAUUAUUCACUGCUCUCCGCCUGCACUUGCCUAUGUUUACACUUCCUGCUGCUGUGCAUCCAGGUACAGAUGUUUGUUGCUGAAGAGAAUGUGGACUUUCGGAUACACGUGGAAAAUCAGACACGAGCACGAGAUGAUGUCAGCAGGAAGCAGCUCAGACUCUAUCAGCUCUACAGUAGAACGAGUGGGAAACAUAUUCAAGUGCUAGGUAGACGGAUCAGUGCCAAAGGAGAAGAUGGAGACAAAUAUGCCCAGCUUCUAGUGGAAACAGACACAUUUGGCAGUCAAGUCCGGAUCAAAGGGAAAGAGACAGACUUUUACCUUUGCAUGAACAGGAAAGGCAAGCUAGUAGGGAAGCCUGACGGCGGCAGCAAAGAGUGCGUCUUCAUUGAGAAAGUGUUAGAGAACAACUACACGGCCUUGAUGUCUGCGAAGUAUUCAGGCUGGUAUGUUGGCUUCACCAAAAAGGGCAGGCCCCGGAAAGGGCCUAAGACACGGGAAAACCAGCAAGAUGUUCAUUUUAUGAAAAGAUACCCAAAGGGUCAAGUGGAGUUACAGAAACCUUUCAAGUAUACCACAGUGACCAAGAGGACUAGGAGAAUACGACCCACCAACCCCAGUUAAAGGAUAGAUAAAGACUGUCGUGCGAAUAAACUACAAAAGAUAGACUGUACCAGAGAAAUAUUUUUACACUAAAAAUAAGGGAGAAGCUCUAUUUUUGUACAUUGUGUUUAAUUUUUUUUUUUUUUAAACUGGAUUAAAAAAAACGCUGGGGAAGCUGUCAAAGAUUUAUUGUAACUUGAAGAAGAAAAUGAAUGGCUCUAUUUAAAUUGACAUUUUUUGUUUUUGUUUUUGCUGUGGAUUGACAUACAGGUGCUUAUUUCUCUUUUGGAAUGGACAACUUUUCCAAGCCAAUCCCCUUGGGUUGGGGGGAAAGUUCAUCUUAAAAUUAAAAAACAACAACAAAAAACCCACCACACAUUGCAAGCCAAAGAAAACCAAAGUUCUUUUCCCAAAGCCUCUGAAACCCUUGGAUAAUUCUCUGGUGUUGCAGUGAUCUCUUUUAUUGUCUGCUGCAAACUCGACCGAGACAAGAUGGUCUGCGAAUCAGUCAUUGAGCUUCCUUGGAGAGCUCAAAACCUCAGUCCUUUGUAACCUUUCCGACGACAUAAGGUGUCACGGCUCUGUGAUCCUGCAUUAUGCUCACUUCUGGAAAAUGCUGCUAACUACCUUCAAGUGACUAAGUAAAAUAACCUAAUACACCAAUGAUAAGGGAAUAUUUUAAAACCAGCUCUAUUAUAUAUAUAAAUAUAUAUUAUAUAUAGAAGCUAUUUAUUUCACCUCUCUGUAUAUUGCAGUUCCAUGAACCAAGUAUUACUGCCUCAACAAUUAAAAAACAUUAUUUAAAACACAUACAUGUAUUACUGCUGUUCACAUGUUCCCCCUCCCCCAGCUUUUCACUGAACUACAAUGAGACCCUAAAACUUGCUACCUGGGGUUGAGCUUGUUGAUGAUUUAGAUUAGAGUUCAGAAUUUGCCAUCAGGAAAGCUGGGAGCCUCAUUACUCCUUCUCCUGGCCCACAGAAUGAAUUUCAUUCCGUAAUAUUUACUUCCUGAGAAAACUGCUGCCUUGUCAGAGUACAGGUGGAGUUUCAAAAUGUGACGUGCAAAGGAUUGUGUUUUGUUUGCUGUUGUGCACACCUUGUUCGGCCUGAGCAAGCCAAUCUGGGUGCAUCAUGGCAUGAAAUGCUUGGUGGGGGCGGGGGGAGAUGGGCUCCAUUCUCAAAGUGUUGUCAGCACUCAGUUCUCAAUGGCAGCAGCUUAUCUAAGUCUGUCCUUGGUCAGCCAGAGGCUGCAUUGACAAUUCCUGUCUGAACUGGAAUAGACCAAAGUUGGAAAGAACUGCCGUUAAGAACUGAAGGCAGGGCUGGAGCAUUGGGUCCACUGCUCUACCGAGUCAAUGUGUUUAGGAUCUGCCUGCCAGGAGCCGCCAUCGUCUGCAAAUGGCUGCCAGUUUUUUCACCCCGGUUGGAAACACAUUGACAGGGACUUACGCUCCAGUGAAAAUCACUUACCUCUGAGUGUAAAUGUAUUUAGGAUUGAAGUGAAAGUCCAACAUAAGCAUCUCUGUAUAGUCUGUAUGUAAGCUAUCAAGGGGAGUGCACUGGAACCGGUCCUGUACCUGGGACAUGGGCAAAGGGACAGCCAGACUAAGUGACAAGGGGGCUAUUGUGCUUACCUCCAGAAGUUGAUGUACGUUGUUAAAAAUGCACUCUUAGUCAAAAGCCUUUUAAAAUAAACUUUAUUUUCCUUAAA